AUGGGCACACAAGAAUCUAAAGAACGAGCAUUAUUUAUUGAUAUAAGCAAGCGUCUUUUAGAAAAUAAAGGAGUUUCAAUAGGAAGCUCUCAGUUAAAAAGAUUUUUUCAUUUCAUUCAAGAAUGUUCACCUUGGUUUCCAGAAAGCGGCUCUUUUGAUCUGAAGACGUGGAAGAAGGUAGGAGAUGACAUGCACAUUUUUUAUCGUCAAUUUGGGGAUGAAAAGAUUCCAAGAGACGCCUUUGCUCUUUGGAACUUGUUUCGGGAUUGCUUUGAUUCUAGGCAUGAAGCAGAACAACUAAGAAGAAAAUUAAAAUCUCCCCUUUCCACCGCUUCAUAUCAAAAGGAAGACGAGAAGGGUAAACAACAGGUAAUUGCAGUUGCUGAGAAUGUACAGGAAGGUAAGAAUGAGUCAGAAAGUGAUAGUGACAGCGAUAGUGCUGUAGAUGAGAAAAAUAAGUUAACAGAUAAACUUUCUCCUUCAGAUGAGGAGGAUUUAGAAGAAGCUGCAUUUAAAUAUCAUAAUGAAGAUUAUCCUCCCUUUUUAGCUCCAGUUGUAACAGGGAGGCCAAGAAAAAAAUCUAUUAAACCUUUGCCUAACAGAGUAGGCUUUUUAGGAGCAGUUGCAGAGGCUCAACAACAAGGAGAUCUGAGCAUCUGCUGCCCUGUCAUCUGGGCAAUAGAUGAUGAUGGUGAGCCCCAAUGGGAGCCUUUGUCUUUUAAGAUCAUUAAAGAAUUAAGAACAGCAGUAAGGGAUUUGGGACCAACUUCCCCUUAUGCUGUUCAAUUGGUAGAAAAUAUUGGCUCUCGAUGGCUCACACCUUUUGAUUGGCAACAAACUGCUAAAUCAUGUUUAACUCCUGGUCAAUAUUUGUUGUGGAAAACGGAGUAUGAAGAGCAGGCAAAAUCAGCUCUUCAGUCACAAAUUCUUAAAGGGACCAGGGGCAGAGAAAAGUUAAUUUUAGGACAAAGACCCAUGAAGACCAUAGAAAUUGAAGGAAAGAAAUUUAAAGGGCUUUUAGAUACAGGGGCUGAUGUGACUUCCUUUUUCGUAGGGGCCUCUGUUACCAGACAGGCUGACCCAAUAAUCUGGAAAAGUAAUCAUCCAGUUUGGGUGGAACAGUGGCCCCUAAGUAAAGAAAAAUUAGAAGCAGCCACAAAGUUAGUACAAGAACAAUUAGAACAAGGACAUAUAGAACCAUCAAAUAGUCCUUGGAAUACUCCAAUAUUUGUUAUUAAAAAGAAAUCUGACAAAUGGAGACUUUUACAAGAUUUAAGAGCAGUAAAUAAUACUAUGGAGACUAUGGGAGCUCUUCAGCCUGGGCUUCCUUCUCCAGUGGCUGUGCCUAAAGGAUAUAAUAUAGUAGUUAUUGAUUUACAGGAUUGCUUUUUCACUAUUCCUCUUGCUGAACAGGACCGAUGGCGAUUUGCAUUUAGUUUGCCAUCUCCAAAUUUACAAAGACCUUAUCAAAGAUUUCAAUGGAAAGUUCUGCCUCAAGGUAUGAAAAAUAGUCCUACAUUGUGUCAAAAGUUUGUGGAUCAGGCUCUGCUUCAAUGCAGACAGAAAUAUCCAGAAUGUUAUAUUAUUCAUUAUAUGGAUGAUAUAUUGUUGGCUCAUUAUCAAACAGAAUUGUUACAACAGGCUCUUGCUGAACUUGUGAAAGAUUUACAACAGUGGGGAUUAAUAGUAGCCCCAGAAAAAAUACAACAAGAGCCACCCUAUAAUUAUCUUGGCAGAACAAUUAAAACAGACUAUAUAAUGUCACAAAAAUUACAAAUAAGAAAAGAUAAACUUGUGACUCUUAAUGAUUUUCAAAAAUUAUUGGGAGAUAUUAAUUGGAUACGGCCUUUUUAA
Galeopterus variegatus (Sunda flying lemur) is the source of this 1854-nucleotide messenger RNA. RefSeq lists its product as uncharacterized. The transcript is spliced from 2 exons. The record is from RefSeq and is a predicted model, not a curated record. Lineage: Eukaryota; Metazoa; Chordata; Mammalia; Dermoptera; Cynocephalidae. Gene Ontology annotation, molecular function: RNA-directed DNA polymerase activity; aspartic-type endopeptidase activity; structural molecule activity. Bases 1 to 1854 code for a protein of 617 amino acids. Gene Ontology annotation, biological process: RNA-templated DNA biosynthetic process; viral process; proteolysis.